This is a messenger RNA of Procambarus clarkii (red swamp crayfish), 371 nucleotides long. NCBI's taxonomy places the organism in Eukaryota, Metazoa, Arthropoda, Malacostraca, Decapoda, Cambaridae. The record is from RefSeq and is a predicted model, not a curated record.
UAAAUGCAGACGAAGUGGAAGAGUGGAAGGAAUUAGAGGAAAAGAUAGAUCAAGGUAAAGAGAUAGAUCAAAGUGAAGAGAUAGAUCAAAGUGAAGAGAUAGAUCAAAGUGAAGAGAUAGAUCAAAGUGAAGAGGUAGAUCAAAGUGAAGAGAUAGAUCAAAGUGAAGAGGUAGAUCAAAAGGCUUUUGAAUUCAGAGAGGUAACGAAUAUUACAGAGGAUAAAGAUAUUACAGAGGAUAAGGAUAGUUCAGAGGAUAAAGAUAUUACAGAGGAUAAGGAUAGUACAGAGGAUAAAGAUAUUACAGAGGAUAAGGAUAGUACCGAGAAUAAAGAUAUCACAGAGGCUAUCAAUACUCCCGAAGCUCUUUAG